Owenia fusiformis is the source of this 880-nucleotide messenger RNA. The record is from the annotation of a GenBank genome assembly. Lineage: Eukaryota; Metazoa; Annelida; Polychaeta; Sabellida; Oweniidae.
AUUUUCCACAUUCGCGAUAAGAUAUAGUUCUUCUGCACAAAAGUAGACGCAUCCACGUUAUUUUGUCACAUCUUCUGAAUCAGUCGAGUGGACAUAUCUCAGAAAUGCCUCUUUACAACUUAUCCCCAUCGUCCUACCUCGGGCUGUCAGCCUGGUUCAACCAAUACGCACGAGGCAGCACACUACUGGGCAAGCAGGAGCUGAGGGCUGUUCUCUCCAAACACGGGCUCAAACCAACCGACAGUGAGCUCCAGUCGAUGAUCGAUGAGGUCUCCGUCGAGAGUAAUGGCAUCGGAUUCCAGGCGUUCAUUGAUUUGGCCAGCGAAUACGAUGGUUACAGGGACCAAAACAAGGAAUUCGCAGAGGCAUUCAGAAUAUAUGAUCGCAGUGGUUCCGGUGAAAUUUCCAAAGAAGACCUUGAAUACUGUCUGAACAAGAUGGGCAACAAGGGGGCGUCGGUGGACGCCAUCAUUGCAGAAGCUGACAGAAAUAAGGAUGGAAAGAUCCAAUAUGACGAAUUCGUUGAAUUGAUGAAGAGACGUUUAUAGACCACGUGACUACUACAUGUCGACCCAGCACAUAAUUGUUAUGAACAUUUUGUUAUGAACAUUCUCAAGAAUUUAUCAAAAAUUUUAGAUUUUCUAUACCACUCGGUGAACAUUUUCUAUAGUUUUAGAUUUGUCUAUGUUUCCCAGUAUUUACAGUGACACUCAAUUGACAAUUAUUCAACAUCAACUACUUAUUUUCAAAUUAUGAUAUGUAUUUUCACAUAUCUUAUUAAGUGGUUAAUUGUAGUGUGUAUGUGUGUCUGCAGGGUCCUAAUGGAAACAAGAAAACAUAUAUUUCUCUUAUUCGAUAACCCUGAAUAAAUAAAAUAGAA